GUGUGUGUCAUGAAAAUGCACAUCGAGCUCGCUGUCAGCUGUCAAUUGCGCUGCCUUUCCGCAAGACCGAACCCGUCUGACACGCACGAACUUUCUUUUCGUUUCUGUCCGGAAUCACAAAUUUCGACAGAAAAUGUCUCGAAACCGUGCGGCCGAAGAGACGGACAAACAGACGCGUAUCGCAAUCGUCAGCUCGGACAAAUGUAAACCGAAGCGAUGUCGCCAGGAGUGCAAGAAAUCCUGCCCGGUCGUGCGUAUGGGCAAGCUCUGCAUCGAGGUGGCGAUGGACUCGAAGAUCGCCACACUCUCCGAGGAGCUGUGCAUCGGUUGCGGUAUCUGCGUGAAGAAGUGUCCGUUCGAGGCGAUCACCAUCAUCAACAUCCCAAGCAACUUGGACAAACACACGACUCAUCGCUAUUCGAAGAACUCGUUCAAGCUGCACCGUCUGCCGAUCCCGCGCCCGGGUGAGGUUUUGGGAUUGGUUGGCCAGAACGGUAUCGGGAAGUCGACGGCGCUGAAAAUUCUAGCCGGCAAGCUAAAGCCGAACCUCGGUCGCUAUUCCGAACCACCGGAUUGGACGGAUAUUUUGGGCUACUUCCGCGGUAACGAACUGCAGAAUUACUUCACCAAGAUCCUGGAGGAUAGUCUGCGUGCGCUGAUCAAGCCGCAGUAUGUGGAUCAGAUUCCGAAGGCAAUUAAGGGUACGGUCGGCGCGCUGCUGGAUAAGAAGGAUGAGCGCAAGAACCAGAUGGAAAUCUGUGAUUUGCUCGAUCUGACCCACAUUCGGGAUCGUGAAAUUCAGGCCCUGUCUGGUGGGGAGCUGCAGCGAUUUGCGUGCGCGAUGGUGUGCAUCCAGGACGGGGACAUUUUCAUGUUCGACGAACCCUCCUCGUAUCUGGACGUGAAGCAACGUUUGAAUUGCGCCAUGACGAUUCGCUCGUUGAUCCAUCCGGACAAAUUUAUCAUCGUCGUGGAGCAUGAUUUGUCCGUGCUGGACUAUCUGUCCGAUUUUAUCUGCUGUCUGUACGGAGUGCCCGGUUGCUACGGUGUCGUUACGAUGCCGUUCUCGGUCCGCGAAGGUAUUAACAUCUUCCUUGACGGUUACGUGCACACGGAAAACAUGCGUUUCCGAACGGAAUCGCUAACGUUCAAGGUGUCCGAAUCGGCGUCGGAAGAGGAGAUCAAGCGCACCUGCCACUACGUGUAUCCGAAGAUGAAGAAAAAGCUCGGCUCGUUCACGCUAACAAUAAACAACGGUCAGUUUAGCGAUUCGGAGAUUAUCGUGCUGCUGGGUGAGAAUGGUACCGGCAAGACUACGUUCAUCCGUAUGUUGGCCGGCAAUCUGGAACCGGAUGAGGAAUCGGAACCGCUGCCGGUGCUGAACAUUUCUUACAAACCGCAGAAAAUUUCUCCCAAAAGUCAAUCGACCGUGCGGUACCUUUUGCACGAGAAGAUUCGCGAUGCCUACAUCCAUCCGCAAUUCAUAGCUGACGUUAUGAAGCCGCUAAAGAUCGAGGAAAUCAUGGAUCAGGAAGUGCAGAAUCUGUCUGGUGGUGAGUUGCAGCGUGUAGCACUGGUGCUUUGUCUCGGCAAACCGGCCGACGUUUAUUUGAUCGACGAACCGUCCGCCUAUCUGGAUUCCGAGCAACGUCUAAUUGCGGCAAAGGUCAUUAAGAGAUAUAUUCUACACGCCAAAAAGACCGGAUUCGUCGUAGAGCACGAUUUCAUUAUGGCAACCUAUCUGGCCGAUCGGGUGAUCGUGUUUGAGGGUCAACCGUCGGUAGAUACGACAGCGCAUACACCACAAUCACUACUGAACGGUAUGAAUCGGUUCCUGGAGCUGCUGGAGAUCACAUUCCGACGCGAUCCGAACAAUUUCCGACCAAGAAUCAACAAGCUAAACUCGGUGAAGGAUGUGGAGCAAAAGCGUGCCGGACAGUACUUCUUCUACGAGGAACCUUAAGCCGUUGUCGACGGCAUCCAUAACAAUCGCAGAAAGAUGCUGCUGCUGCUGCUGGUGGAGCUUUCAUUUUAGACAACGUCAGUAUGUACUGGGAAGUGUAAUUGCAAUGGAGAACGUCUUCUCCAUUCGUUUGAUACAGGACCGAUUUUAAGUUUCAUAUUGCUUCCCUUCGUCGGCACGUUUCAGUAUACGUGCCGUGAGUGGUCAAACAACGCGACGCGAUAGCGAGUUUCUUUUUUUUUAGGCGCUAAACAACAAAAACGAAAAUGUAAUACAAGGGCGCCAAUCUAUACAUCUCUCCCUCUCUCUCUCUCUCUCUUUCUCUUGUUGAGCAGCUUGUUUCGUUACAACGUUACAACAAUAACGCAGGGUGUGAUGACGAAGGGUGGUUUUUGUUUUUAAAAUUCUUAUACAAGUUUUUCGUUUGAAGUGACUUUUGUUUUCUUUUCCAUACAAAUAAAUACGGAGUGUAAUUAUGUGGGAGAUCGAAACACAUAA
Messenger RNA from Anopheles funestus (African malaria mosquito), 2461 nucleotides. RefSeq names its product protein Pixie (gene pix). The transcript is spliced from 4 exons. The record is from RefSeq and is a predicted model, not a curated record. The coding region runs from base 134 to 1963 and encodes 609 amino acids. NCBI's taxonomy places the organism in Eukaryota, Metazoa, Arthropoda, Insecta, Diptera, Culicidae. Gene Ontology annotation, molecular function: ATP binding; ribosomal small subunit binding; ATP hydrolysis activity. Gene Ontology annotation, biological process: translational termination; translational initiation; ribosomal subunit export from nucleus.